AUGACUGAAGUUGGUCACAAUUAGAUAAGCAAUUCGCAUUGUUGAUGUAACGACAAAGGCUUUCAAAGCAACGAUUCGAAUUCAUUUAGGGGCUGGGGUUGCCUUGAAUUGGGUGGAAUUACAUACUUGGAAGAAAUAGAUCAUGUAGAUUGUAUUUUUUAUGUAAUACAUAUAUUAUAGAAGAGACGAAAAUCCCACCGACUGAAAUUUCAGCUCUAAUUAACAAUAACGACAUGAAUCACCAAAAUAAUUGUGCCCCACACAUGUAUCGUGAGCUCCUCACAAAGCUCAACGAAGUGACCAAGAGGAUGAAGAGGUCAGAAAAUGACUUCUUGCCCUCCCAUUCCUCCCCAACGAUCAACGACCUCUGGCGAAGUUUGCACCCCUCGCCCUCCUCAACGUUUGGCUGCCCUUACUGUCCCCAUUGCACCUCUCCCCUGGCCCCCCACUUCCCCCAGUAUCCACAUACGCCGCUCCUGUCGUCCUUGAAUAGCUGCCAGCCACAGCUGGAGUUCAUCAAUGCUGUAGUCUGGCUGAAGUCUCUGUUAAAAUCCUCACCAAGUGUUCCAAUCACUGAGGUGCGGAGAAUUCUGAAGGCCCUGGUGGAGAUAGAGGAGAACGCACCCCCAUGUCUCCCACCCCAAGUGGAAGUUCCAGAAGCACCACCAGGAGGGGAAGGGCCUUCCAUCCCCCCUGCCCUCACGAUGAUCCUGGAGAUGUCUCCAAGGAGUCAGAGAUUCCCACAAGUACCAGUGGAUCUCGAAAAAUCCAAAAAAUCGACGUUAAAUCGAGCCAAGGACAGGAUUCCUCUGGAGAGGAUGGACCUGGACGUGUCAGCGGACUUAAAGAAAUCGGGAGUAGCUGGAGAACACAAUACCUCGGAGAAAUUCGUAUUCUUAGGGCAGACAAACUGUCAAAAAGGAUCUGAGAACUCAUUGAAUGAAGUGAAGAGAAGAAGAUUGGAGGACAAUGACAGUGCAGUUGUCCUGGAGGAGUCUCCGGGCAGAAACUGGGACUCGUUCACCCAGAACAUCCCCCAAGACGAUAAGAGAAAGGCACUGAUUCCUGACAGUGACGAAGAGGCGAGUCAGAUGACUCCUGAUAUGAGCUUCGGGGGGACUUUUGAGUGGAAUGGCUCCACUAUAGGCUGUGGCGAUUCGCAGCUGCUGCCUCCGGGUUUUCGAGAUGAUCUGAACGUCGAUGAUUUCCAAGAAGUCAUUCAGUUGGUGAAAGAGAUCGAGGCGAACGAGGCGAUCUCGUCGGUGGAGCUGGCGGGAAUUCUCGAGGAUUUUCCCAUCAUUUCGGUGAUAUUGACGAUUGUCAGGAGCACAUUAAGAGCUCUGGAAGCUGAGGACUCGGUUGAGUACUGUUGGAGGGAGGGAACGAUUGUCCUGAGGGCGGUCAGGGUGAUCUUGGAGUUUAUCGAUACUGUCGCUACGGAGGAGUACAAGUAUCCUGGGUAUUUGGAUUUCUUUGUCAAAUGCUCGGUGCAGACUGUUGUGAGCAUCUUCGAGAGGUGUGCCAGAAGGACACAUGUGGACGUGAAAAGAUAUCAUCACUUGACAACGGUCCUUGAGCUGUGCAAUUGUCGAGCGAUUUGUGAGGAUAUAAUCUCGUACCUCUUCGAGUCCUUAUCAAAAUUGUCUGAGGAAGAGUCAACGGGAGAGGAAUCUCCAUUACUCGUUUCAACCCAAUCAAAGAAAUGUCUCAUCGUAGACGCUCUCUACAUGACACUGGAAAAAUACGCUAAGAUUAUGAACUCAAAUCUCGUCCAGUCGCCUGUUAAUUUUUUCCAUGCGGAUAUGGCUCAGCCAGGGGAGAAAUUAUUGCAUUCGUGGGAAAUGCAUUUACAAGAUUUCGUGACAAAAAGCCUCAAUGAUUCUCCCUCAAUGGCUUUAUUUCUGCAGAAUCUUUUUCGAAAUCUGAAGAUUCGAUUGACAAAACCAAGUGAAGUUUAAAUAGACUAUCAUUUUAAUGACUCGUUAAAAGGGAAAUGAUCUAAUUUCAUCCGUAGAUGAUAAAUAAUUCAAUUCCGGAGUAAACAACGUUUAUUUGUUAUGAAUUAUUAAAUUAUAUCUUUUUCAUAAUUAAUUAAUUAAUUAAUUAAUUACAUAAUGGUUAAUAUUUGUUUAUUAUCUAUAGUGUUAUGACGAGUCAAUUUUUACUGUUUAAA
Diachasmimorpha longicaudata is the source of this 2173-nucleotide messenger RNA. RefSeq lists its product as uncharacterized. The record is from RefSeq and is a predicted model, not a curated record. Lineage: Eukaryota; Metazoa; Arthropoda; Insecta; Hymenoptera; Braconidae. Bases 234 to 1958 code for a protein of 574 amino acids. The transcript has 3 exons.